AUGUAUAACAAUUUAACGGUUGUUCUUAAAAAUCUUAACAAUUCUGAAGUUAUAGGUCACGAUUUUUUAAAUGAGGUUUGCAUUAUAGGUGAUUUUGGAAUAAGCAAACCGGCAAAUUCGAUAACAGAUACAAAAGAGAUAUAUGGAGUGAUUCCAUAUAUUGCUCCUGAAAUAUUUAAUGGUGAAAAAUAUACGACUGCAUCAGAUAUUUACAGUUUUGGAAUGAUUAUGUGGGAAAUGAUAACUGCUCAAAAGCCUUUUUUUGAUCGUAAUCACGAUGAAUUUCUUAUUCUUGAUAUACUUAACGGUCUUCGUCCUGACACUAUGGAUGAAAUCAAACUGUAA
Molecule: messenger RNA, 345 nt
Organism: Racocetra fulgida
Lineage: Eukaryota; Fungi; Glomeromycota; Glomeromycetes; Diversisporales; Gigasporaceae
Source: the annotation of a GenBank genome assembly